AUGGGGCCCGGGCUGGCCCAGCUGCGAGCUGAGGACCGAGGCCCCAAUCCUGGGUCCACCACUACCACAGCCCUGGGACCUCGGGUUGCUGUGAAGCUGCUCUGCACCUGCGUCCCGGGUGGUCGGAAGCUCUGCCAGACUUUCGGCAAAGACGGAAAGGAGGAGUGUUUAUCAGGCCCUUGUGGAAGAAGGCACCUGGCCCUCAAGGUCUACCGCAGGUCCAGCUGCAUGGCUGCCCCAGAGUGGCCCCCGCGCAGUGACACUGAGAGUCCGCACCUUCACCCACGUGGCCCGGGACUCGGCCCAGAGCAGGGGAGGGCGACGGCUGUGGCUCUUGCCUCCCCCCGCAGGGACAAGAGCAUCACCUCCUUCGACCUGUACGUGGGUCUCACCGACCUUCGGGCCGCCGGCGCGCACACUCAGUGGUUCGCCGUGAGCCGUGUGAUCCUGCACCCCACCUACCAGAUGUGGCACCCCGUGGGCGGGGACGUGGCGCUCAUUCAGCUGCAGUCGCCCAUCGAGUUCUCAGACGCUGUGCGACCCGUGUGCCUGCCACCGCCCACCCUGCACCUCAACGGCAGCGAGGUCUGCUGGGCCACGGGGUGGGGACUUGUGUCCCCGCAGGGCCGUUCCUCGAACCAGCUACAGGAGGCCCAGCUGCCCCUGGUCCCACCUACCCUGUGCAGGAUCCUCUAUUCGCGCCCGGCCAUCCAGCCCGACAUGCUGUGUGCUGGGAACCUGGGGAACCUGAACAGCGUGUGCGAGGGUGACUCUGGGGGCCCACUGGUGUGCGAGUUCAACCGCACCUGGGUGCAGAUAGGAAUCGUGAGCUGGGGCCGCGGGUGCACCGAGCAGGUGUACCCGGCAGUGUUUGCCCGAGUCUCCUAUUUCUCCAGAUGGAUUCGCUAUUACAUGGAGAGAACACCCCUUCCUUCCCAGCCAACCCCCGCCCUUUGCCCUGCUCUGGGGGCCACACUCGGUGUGCUUGUGACCACGCUGGCUGGCCUGGCCAUCUCCUGAGGGACAUCAGCACCCCCACCCCCAUGACCACUCAGGGGCAAGGCUGGGCCCAGAUGUGGCCUGCAAGGGGCUGGAGGUAGAGGCAGAGGCAGGCAGCCCCUGGAGCUAUGUGAUAUUAAAUGUUCA
This is a messenger RNA of Fukomys damarensis (Damara mole-rat), 1146 nucleotides long. It is a transcript of the gene Prss38, whose product is annotated as serine protease 38. Gene Ontology annotation, biological process: proteolysis. Bases 1 to 1020 code for a protein of 339 amino acids. The record is from RefSeq and is a predicted model, not a curated record. Gene Ontology annotation, molecular function: serine-type endopeptidase activity. NCBI's taxonomy places the organism in Eukaryota, Metazoa, Chordata, Mammalia, Rodentia, Bathyergidae. The transcript is spliced from 5 exons.